This is a messenger RNA of Pogoniulus pusillus (Red-fronted tinkerbird), 2609 nucleotides long. It is a transcript of the gene IL18RAP, whose product is annotated as interleukin 18 receptor accessory protein. NCBI's taxonomy places the organism in Eukaryota, Metazoa, Chordata, Aves, Piciformes, Lybiidae. Gene Ontology annotation, molecular function: interleukin-18 receptor activity; interleukin-1 receptor activity. The record is from RefSeq and is a predicted model, not a curated record. The transcript is spliced from 10 exons. The coding region runs from base 1 to 1767 and encodes 588 amino acids. Gene Ontology annotation, biological process: interleukin-18-mediated signaling pathway.
AUGAUUCUUAAAGAAAUUGUCUUAGAAUAUCAACCAAAAUUGAUGAAGAAACCCAUGCUUAUUUUCUGCUGGAUCCUAGUAUUUUUGGUCAGAGCAGCAAAAGUUGGAGAGAUUAACUUGUUAGGAUGUUCCCAUGUUGAACCUCUGUGGUAUCAUGCAAUUCGUGAUGAAGACUUUGUUUUACAAUGUGCUUUACCAGACAGACAUGCUUCACAUAUCUACAACAACUCACUUCCAAAACAUCAUAAGGUGAAAUGGUUCUGGAGUCAAAAAGAUGAAGAUCCUUUGAAGGCUCUCAAGGAAAGUUCUAAUCCUGCUCUUCAAGUGGAUGCACUUUGGUUUAAACCAAUAAAUGACAGUGCUUCUGGAGUGUAUGUCUGCAUGAUACAGGGAAAAAUCCCAUGUCUUAAAAUUGUUUUGGAGGUUCAAACAAAGGAAGAGGCGAAGUGUUCCGAUUAUGACACAAAUAUACUUUAUCUUCUUGUGGACAAUGGGAAUUCAAUAACUUGUCCUGGGAUGAAAUGCUACAGCCAUAUAAAAAAGUCAGAUGUAAAAUGGUACAAGGAUGGUUAUCAGAUAAAAUACCUGAAAAGAAGACAAAGCCUAAAGCUUAAGCAUAAUGAAAUCUACUUGAAUCCAACAUAUGAAAAAGAUGCUGGAAUGUAUGUGUGUGAUUACAUUCUAUAUGACAACGCUACCAAGUGGACAAUGAGAACAGUGGUGAAAGUAGAAGUCAUUGCAAAAAACACUAUCCAUCCACCAAACCUCUUGUAUCCCAAUGGUGUGACGAUCCUUGAGGCAGAGCUUGGAAAGCCACUUGAAUUGGAAUGUCGUGUACAGUUUGGGUUUGAAAGAGUUCCUCUGAUGAGGGUAACAUGGAAGAGAAACAACAAAGAGAAUAUAAAUGAAAAACUGAAUCAGGAAACAAGCAUUUAUCCAAAAGGUUUAAAAGGCCACACGCUUCUUCAUGUUGCAAAACUGAAAGAAGUAACUGAAAAAGAUCUCAGAAGCAACUUCACAUGUUUUGCUGAGAAUUUGGUUGGGAAUGCCACAGCUGUGAUCCAACUGAAAAGAACGCAGAGAGUGUUUCUUUUAUACAUCCUGUGUAGUGCCAUUUCCACUCUAUUUGUGCUCCUUUUGUGCACUGCCCUUAUUUAUCAGUACUGGAUUGAAAUAGUGCUGGUGUACAGAAGUUAUCUGGUCCGCAAUGAAACUAUGGGAGAUGGCAAAGAAUUUGAUGCAUUUGUGUCCUAUGCAAAAUUAGACUCUUCUGAGAAUGACUCUCCUUUAAUUAGUGAGGAAAAAUUUGCCCUGGAGCUUCUUCCAGACAUGCUGGAAAAUAAAUAUGGAUACAAGUUAUGCAUUCUUGAAAGAGAUAUUCUUCCAGGAGGAGCAUACACAGAUGAAGUUGUUACAGCUAUUAAACAAAGCAGACGAGUGAUAAUUAUUUUGAGCCCAGCCUAUGUCAGUGGAUCAAGCAUCUUCGAAUUGCAGGCAGCGGUGAACUGUGCGUUGGAAGACAAAAAGAUCAAACUGGUCUUAAUAAAGUUCCAGGCUUUCCAAGAGCCAGAGACUUUGCCUGCAGAAGUGAAGAAAGCUCUUCGAAUUUUACCAGUGGUUACCUGGAAGCCUUUUAUUUCUGCUGCUCCAGACAAGAAGUUCUGGAAAUAUAUGCAUUAUCACAUGCCUGUGAAAACGACUAAGAUGCUGAGUAACUGCAGCCUAAAGGGCUCCUUUCAAAGGUUACUCAGCCUACUAUAUCAAUAACAGAAAUUUCACAGAGGGAUCACAGCAGACUCAGGGAUGGUGAUGUGAAAGACCUGCCACAUCAGUUGAAGUACAGGGUUAACCCUCCUGGGUGAGUGAUCUUGAACCUGACCCCAGGUGGUCUUGAUCUCUCACCAGGGGUGGGUCUGAGCACUACCAGGUGAUGGUGGUUAGCCCACUCUCCCUUCCUGCCUAAGAUCCAUAAAAGCAGGGGGACUUUUGGUUUGCUCUUUCUCUUCCUGCCUCUCCUGCGAGCCAGCAAUCAGCCAUCAUCCUAUUUCUUGCUGCUCUUUGUUUCACCAUGUGUCCAUCGCUCACGAGGCGGACAAAACCCAUUGCCAUCAAAUCUGGUUGUAUAUUUGCCUAUUUUGUAUCUUGUUUUCCCCUCCCUAUAUCUUUGCAACUUCCCUACCUCACAUGCCUUUUAUUUAUGUUUGGACUUUUCUUCUUUUAACUUCCAAAUCGCAGUGAGGUUAUUUAUUUGGGUCUGCAUCUCUUUUCUCUCUCUACAUCUAAUUCCUUUUCUUUUGGGAAAGAAGGGGGAAGAGGGAAGGGCACCCUAUCAAUUGCUAUUGGUUCUAUCAACUCUAUUUGAGUUUCAGGGGAAUUUAAAUUAGAACUGAGACAGCUGACUACUGUGGAGUAGCACUGCAGUGACACACAGUGAGCAGUAGCUCACUGCAAAAGAUUGAGAAGGACUGCAGUAUGACAAUGCUGCAGCCCCACAGUAAAAUUAAGUGGCACUGCACACAAGUGUAAAUGUGAGCUACCAUUCAGAAUUUUUAGAUUUUAUUAUCUUUUAAAAUUGUAUUAUUUUGCUGUGGUGUUCAAAUGUACACACG